AUGGCGCGGCAGAGGCAACUGCGGGAUGAGGUAGGGGGAUGGGAGUCACACACACCGGCGGCGGCCCGCGACGGACGGUAUCGGCGACGGCCCACGCCCCUUCACCACCGCGCCACUCCCUCAUCCUCUACGGGCUCCAGCAGAGCGACGCCGGGGAAGAAGGCCAUCAGCAGUAGAGACGACGGCGGCCACGUUGUCUCCUUCACGAAGUGCCGACCCUCCGCAAGGGAGAAGAUCUCCGUCGUGCCCCUGGACAAUACCAGUGGUCACAGCCGAUCCCGGUCCUCCUCCGCCUUCUUCUCCAGUCCCAGGAACAACGGCAUCCUAGGGUCCUUCAUCUCUUCCCUCACAUGGAGAAGCCCUCGGCUCUCCACUUGCACCUCCGCCGCCGCCGCGCCGCCAACCAAGGGCGAGGACUGGAGGCUCAUCGCCACCGAGCUCUCCCACAAGCUCAUCCUCGCCACCCGGAAGCGGGACGAGGCGGUGUCGGAGGUCUCACGCCUCAAGCACUCCAUGUCUGAGCUGGAAAAGAAGCUCACCAAGCUGGAGAAGUACUGUCACGACCUGAAGUCCGCCCUCGACUUGUCCAAACACACCAAUUCCUUCGUCCUCCCCGCGUCCCCCUUGGAGAAGAUGGAGUUCCCUCUCGAGCCCUUCCUCCGCUGCAUCUGCGAAUCACGCGCCGCCGUCCGGCACCUGAGCUGUUCCCUUCUCACCCAUAUCCAGCAGGCCGGGACGGCACUCAAGGCCCAUGACGUCUGGUUGCCGGCCACCGUAAAGAGCAACCUCAACGGUGGCGGCGGCGGAGGCGGCGGCGGCGGCGGGCUCCUCCUCUACAUGGAGGCGCUGCUUAGCCGCGUCUUCUUCGAGGACUUCGAGUCAGCCGGCUUCCAGCGCGGGGGCCCCAACGGCGUACUGGACCCUCGCAAAAUGGCGGACGCCAAUCUGGCGUCGUACGCCGCCCUGAAGGGAUUAUCUUGGGAUGACGUCCUCAGCCGGGGGACCAGGUACUUCAGUGAGAGCUUCAGCCAAUUCUGCGACCGAAAGAUGAGCGAAGUAGCUGGCACGGUGUUCGGCGGCGGCAGCGGCAGCGGGGUGUGGGGGCGGCGCGGCUGGCCGGAGCCGCUCCUGCAGGCCUUCUUCGGCGCCGCCAAGGGCGUGUGGCUGGUUCACCUUCUGGCAUGGUGCGGCCACCCGCCGGCGGCAAUCUUCAGGGUCGGCGCUGGGGCGCCCUUCGACGCCGCGUACAUGGAGGACGCCGUAGCAGACCGAGCUCGCCGCCCGGCGGCGUCCUCCGCCGUGAGGAUGAUGGUGGCGCCGGGGUUCUUCGUGGGCGACAGCGUGGUCAAGUGCAGGGUGCUCUGCGGGCGCCACCGCAGCGUCAACAACAACAUCGGCGGCAAUGGCCACGCCAGCAGCACCGUCAAGGAUGUCGAAGACGUCACAACGGCUAGCAAUUAG
This is a messenger RNA of Spirodela intermedia, 1461 nucleotides long. Lineage: Eukaryota; Viridiplantae; Streptophyta; Magnoliopsida; Alismatales; Araceae. The record is from the annotation of a GenBank genome assembly.